Molecule: messenger RNA, 432 nt
Organism: Rhizophagus irregularis DAOM 181602=DAOM 197198
Lineage: Eukaryota; Fungi; Glomeromycota; Glomeromycetes; Glomerales; Glomeraceae
Source: RefSeq, a predicted model, not a curated record
GCAAACAUAAGAGGAUUAAUGAAAUUGAAGUAACUAAUGGAUACAUUAUGAAUACUAUUGUUACAAAAGUUGAUAAAGAAACCUCAAAAUCUGUGAUGGAAGAUGGAAUCUUUAAUUCCAAUUAAUGACAUUAUAGAAAAUCAUUUGAGGUACUCGAAGGGUUUCCACGCCACCAAAGUUUACUUUUUUACAUAAAUAAGUUUUAAAAUUAAAAAGAUGGCACAACCAGAAAGAUUAAAGAAAGAUACCUAUUGGAAAGUAAAAAAAGAGAAAUUGAUCAGUCGAAAGGAAAUUAAAGAAAUAAAUGAAAUCACGGCUGAAACUAUUAGAACUCAUCAAGGAAUAUUACGUAAAAAAAGAACAGGAAUUACUGGAUGUAAUCGAACAAAUCGUUUAAUUUUAAUCGUUCACAAAACAUGUUAGCCGGUUUAU